Colletotrichum destructivum is the source of this 279-nucleotide messenger RNA. RefSeq lists its product as uncharacterized. NCBI's taxonomy places the organism in Eukaryota, Fungi, Ascomycota, Sordariomycetes, Glomerellales, Glomerellaceae. The transcript has a single exon. Bases 1 to 279 code for a protein of 92 amino acids. The record is from RefSeq and is a predicted model, not a curated record.
AUGAAGUCUUACAUCCAAAUCUUCGCAUUUGUUGCCCCCCUUCUUGCCUUGGCGGCCCCGAUCCCUGUGGACACACAAGCCACUACGGACGCAGAUGCCGAGAGCUUCUUCAUCCAGACCGAUGUUGGCUGGUUUGACGGCGGUGACAGCAAGAAGCGCGAGGUUGCCAAAGAAGCGGAUGCCGAAGCUGAGAGCUUCUUCAUCCAGACUGAUGUCGGCUGGUUCGACGGCGGUGACAGCAAGAAGCGUGAGGCGGCCAAGAAGCCGGAGGCUUCUUGA